GAGCUGACGUGCUAGUGUUUGGGAUGGCCUGAUGCGACCAGAGCAAGCACCCAACAUCGCCUCGCAGUCCGCCGCUCUCUCGUCCCCAAACCCCGCCGCGCUCCGCCGCGGCGUCGCCCUCUUGCGCACAUGCAAUUCCCUGCCGCGCGUCAAGCCCAUCCACGCCCUCUGCAUCCGCCGCGGCGUCCCCCUCGGCCACCCGGGCCUCGCCAAGCACCUCCUCUUCGCCAUCGUCUCCCUCGCUGGCGACGACGAUGACCCCAUGCCAUACGCCAGCUCCGUCUUCGCUGGCGUUCCUGUCCCCGGCGUCUUCGCCUACAACACCAUGAUCCGCGGCUACGCCGAGAGCCCCCGCCCCCUCCCCGCCCUCGACGUCCACCGCUUCAUGCUCGCCGCCGCCGUGCCUCCCGACGGCCACACCUACCCUUUCCUCCUCAAGGCCUGCGCCAAACUCCUCUCCCUCCGUGACGGAGAGAGGGUCCACUGCCGCGCCGUCAAGGACGGCAACGACACCUCCCUCUUUGUCCGGAACACGCUCGUGCAUCUUUACUCUGUGUGUGGGGUGCUCGAGAUCGCGCACAAGAUGUUCGACGAAAUGCCACAGAGAAGCCUUGUGUCCUGGAACUCCGUCCUCAAUGGCUACGCCAUCAAUGGGAAGCCCAAUGAGGUGCUCACCCUUUUCAGGGAGAUGAUGAUAAUGACGAACCGCAAGGAUGCCCCCCAAGUCGAGCCCGACGGUUUCACCAUGGUCAGCUUGCUUUGUGCCUGCGCCGAGAUGGGCGCAUUGGGUCUUGGCCGCAGGGCCCAUGCGUACCUUUUUAAGCGUGGCCUCAACUUGGACACCCAUGUCGGGAAUGCCCUCAUUGACCUAUAUGCUAAGUGUGGGAGCGUCACAGAAGCUUACAAGGUGUUUGAUGAAAUGGACGAGAGGACUGUUGUAUCAUGGACGUCAUUAAUACAUGGCUUAGCUGUGAAUGGUUUUGGGGAGCAAUCCCUUGACCUGUUCCAUGAAAUGGAGAGGGAGAGCUUAGUGCCCACUGGGAUCACCUUGAUUGGGGUCCUUUAUGCUUGCAGCCAUUGUGGUUUGGUGGACGAAGGAUUCAAAUACUUCAACAGGAUGACCAAAGAUUAUGGCAUUGUCCCUAAGAUAGACCACCAUGGUUGCAUGGUGGAUCUUCUUGGACGAGCUGGGUUGGUGGAGCGAGCUCAUGAUUACAUCGGCAACAUGCCAGUUGAGCCUAAUGCUGUGAUCUGGAGGACCUUACUUGGAGCUUGUGCGGUGCACAAAAGCUUGGCCAUCGGGGAGGUAGCUUGGGCCAAGCUAGUUAAUAUGGAUCCUGGCCAUUGUGGGGAUUAUGUGCUCUUAUCCAACCUUUACGCUGCUGUUGGUCAGUGGGGAAGUGUUCACAAGCUGAGGAGGAGCAUGUUGGAUGGAGGGGUGAAGAAGAAGCCUGGUCAUAGCCUUGUGGAGUUGCGCAACUGUGUAUAUGAGUUUGUCUUGGGAGAUCGCUCACAUGCAGAGAGUAAUCAAAUAUAUGAUUUGCUCGAAGUCAUUGCUACGAGGUUGAGGUUGGAAGGUUAUGUGCCAUGCACAAGCAAUGUGCUGGCUGAUAUCGAAGAGGAAGAGAAGGAGACUGCUCUAAACUACCACAGUGAGAGGUUGGCAAUUGCAUUCUCUCUUCUGAAAACUGCUCCUGGAACUCCUAUAAGGAUAGUGAAGAACCUGAGGGUGUGUGCGGAUUGUCACUUAGUGACUAAGUUGAUAUCUAAGGUUUAUGAGAGGGAAAUUAUAGUCAGGGAUCGGACUAGAUUCCACCAUUUUAGAGAUGGGUUUUGUUCUUGCAAGGAUUAUUGGUGAGUUGCCAUUGAAAAUUUUUACAAUUGGAUAAUAUCAUGCUGCAAGUGCUUGAAUUUCUAGGAUCACAACAAUGGAGCAAGUUUGGGAUGGACCAACAAUGUGUAAGAGAUGGAAAUGCAAUAAACAUUCAGUCAGAUUCCAGUUUCCAGUAAAAAAACACAAAGGAUGACUUAUAUGGGGAGACUGCUAGUGGGUGAGUGACUUGCUUAUGUCAAUGUUUGGUAAUAAGAACAGAUUAACUAGAGAAUGAACGGAAUGACACUGAUUCGGCAUUGCUAUUUGGAAAAUGUUUGGUUAAUGAAAUUUGAAGAAUCCUUUUUUCAAGUCAUUUUGUGAGAUAGAUGAGUGCGAAUGAGGUGAUCUCAGUUCAAAAUAAGCUACAAAUUUAUGAAGGAUUACAGAAGGAGUACAGAUUUUAACUGGGUGAGUGAAUGACUGAGUGAUCUAUAAAUGUGAGGAAGAGAAAGCAAUUGUGGAGAAAAUGUGGAUAACUACCAUAGAAGCAAAACUAUCUUCUAUUGUAAAUGCUGCUGCACAAGGUAAAAAUGGUCCAAAGAAGAGCACAUAUUUAAGAUUAAGGAGAAUCCAAUCCUAAAUCUCUGGAUCUAGCAGGUUUUAUAUAUUAGAUUGUAGGGAGAUGCUAAACUAUUGGACAACAUUUAUUGCAAAUUGCUUGCGGUUGUGAUGGAGGAACAAGUUUGAAGCAAAACAUGAAGGGAAGACAUGGUGGUGGCUAUAGUUAUUUGCGAUUCAAAUGUGCAUAAAAGUAUAAAUAAGAUGCUUGGUUUUGUUUGAUGAAGCAUCUAUGAAACAGCAGGUACUAGGUCCCUUUGCUGGGUAUAAAUGUAGUAGCAGGGAAGUUGGAUGGAACAUAAUCAAGAAAUGAGCUUGGAUUUAGAAAUUGGUUGAUUUGCAGGUGUCCAAUGUGUCUUCAAACAAUUUACUUGCUGAAGACGUCCAUGAAUCACCAGGGGGCCAAUAGUUCUGUUUAUGUUGAUGAAGAUUCAAUUUUGCACUGGAGGAGAAUAAGAAGUCAUCUACUACACAAACAGAGAAAUCACAAUAGAGGCAACAAUAAAGCAUCAUCUAUUUCUUCUUAUAUGGCGCCCAAGUUCUUGAGCCCUAAGACAACUCCAACGCCGAUGAUGUGCCCGACAACACCGCAAGCCAAGGUAUCAGCUAAGGUGAACCCAGCAGGGUCGCCACUUUGCAGCCCAGAGUCACGCACCACCAACCUUAGGCCCGCAGUGGCCUUUCGGUUAGCCGAAGGUGCCAGCCCGAACCUCCCAGCAAACAACAUCAGGGUCGUGCUCGUCACAAUUAUCUGAAACAGAGCACAACCACCGUUUAUCACUCGUUGUGGUAGCAUAUGCAACAAUGUGUGAGACUUACCAAGUUCGUAGGUGAACCAAUGAAGCCGUCGCAGCGAGCUCCAAGCGCUCCGCCACCGUUUCCUCCUCGCUGGAAAUUUGGCGGCAUCGUCACCUGCUACAGAGGGCCUUGAGGCCACUGAACUGAGGGAGGGCGAUCAUGGUGGCAGCCGAAGAGGCGAGCUUGGUGGCCAUGGCUCGUGCUACUGCAGCAGAAACGGGUAUCGAAUUCAAGGGAUGCCUCUUCUUAUGUGAUCAAUGGAGUCGGGAAAUUAAAGAGGAGGGUUUGUGCUCUAGACUGAGGUGCUCUCUUGGAUAAUAUUUAGAUUUGGGUUAUGACGUGGCGGCUUCUGGUUAGUCUAAGCCGCUCGAGUAGAUAUUACGAGUUUACGUGGCGUCUUGGUUGGAUUUGACAGGCGAGGAUUAUGAUUAAAGUUAAGGCAUUUAGAACAACAAAUAAGUGAAUAAAUAGAUUCGAUUUUAACCUUCA
Messenger RNA from Zingiber officinale, 3718 nucleotides. RefSeq names its product pentatricopeptide repeat-containing protein At4g21065-like. Bases 32 to 1858 code for a protein of 608 amino acids. Lineage: Eukaryota; Viridiplantae; Streptophyta; Magnoliopsida; Zingiberales; Zingiberaceae. Gene Ontology annotation, molecular function: RNA binding; zinc ion binding; protein binding. Gene Ontology annotation, biological process: RNA modification. The transcript is spliced from 3 exons. The record is from RefSeq and is a predicted model, not a curated record.